CUGCACUACGGGACCCUCCUGGGCAGCAGAGCUUGUGUCCACAUGGCAGCAGCUGCCUGGGCCACUGGGUUUCUCAAUGCUCUGCUGCACACGGCCAAUACAUUUUCACUGCCCCUGUGCAAGGGCAAUGCCCUGGGCCAGUUCUUCUGUGAAAUCCCCCACAUCCUCAAGCUCUCCUGCUCACACUCCUACCUCAGGGAACUUGGGAUUCUUGUGGUCAGUGCCUGUUUAGGUUUUACGUGUUUUGUGUUCAUCGUGGUGUCCUAUGUGCAGAUCUUGAGGGCCGUGCUGAGGAUGCCCUCUGAGCAGGGACGGCACAAAGCCUUUUCCACCUGCCUCCCUCACCUGGCCGUGGUCUCCCUGUUCCUCAGCACUGGUGUGUUUGCCCACCUGAAGCCCCCCUCCAUCUCCUCCCCAUCCCUGGACCUGGUGGUGUCUGUUCUGUACUCGGUGGUGCCUCCAGCAGUGAACCCCCUCAUCUACAGCAUGAGGAACCAGGAGCUCAAGGAUGCCUUGUGGAAACUCAUAUCUUACAAUUUCCUGAAGCAUUAA
Molecule: messenger RNA, 552 nt
Organism: Columba livia (rock pigeon)
Lineage: Eukaryota; Metazoa; Chordata; Aves; Columbiformes; Columbidae
Product: olfactory receptor 14J1-like
Exons: 1
Biological process (GO): G protein-coupled receptor signaling pathway
Cellular component (GO): membrane
Molecular function (GO): odorant binding; olfactory receptor activity
Source: RefSeq, a predicted model, not a curated record